AUGUCGAUGCUCAAGACACUCGCUCUCUUUUCCCUGUUUGUGAUAUCAUUCGCUUCGCCUGUUAAUGUGAGGCAAAAUUCUGGGCCCUCGGUGGCCAUCAGGAAUGGAACUGUCGUUGGAUCUUCGUCAGGCGGCGUCGACUCGUUCAGGGGUAUCCCGUUCGCUCAACCCCCUGUCGGCAACCUCCGGCUGCGAAAGCCACAGCCACUUGUAGCAGGCUUUAGCGGCGGUGUAUUCACGACCACGGGUACGCCGAGGUCAUGUCCUCAAUACUCGACGGAAACCAACACAUCCAGCCUCUCAUUGACGGUGGCCGCUCUGUUCUCCCUUACACCGCUGGGUCAGGCCAUGACUACGCCGACGGGCGAGGACUGUCUGACGCUGAAUGUACAGCGCCCUUCCACGGCUACUUCGUCUUCAAGAUUGCCUGUCGUCUUCUGGAUAUUUGGCGGCGGCUUCCAAGCGGGUUCAACCUCUAUGUACGACGGCACCAACUUCAUCACCAAGUCAAUGUCGCUGGGCGAACCCGUUAUUUUCGUGGCGGUAAACUACCGGGUGUCCGCCUUUGGAUUUCUGGCGGGAAGGGAGCUCAGUGCCGAGGGCUCAACCAAUCUGGGCCUCAGAGACCAGCGUCAGGGUCUCAAGUGGGUGCAGGAAAACAUUGCUGCCUUCGGAGGAGACCCCGACCGGGUCACCAUCUGGGGCGAGUCAGCCGGCAGCAUCUCCGUCUUUGACCACACCAUCAUCAACGGCGGCGACAACCGGUACAAUGGCAGACCCCUUUUCCGCGGCGCCAUCAUGGACUCGGGGUCCGUAGUCCCCGCACUCUCAGCCACCGCUGCCAAGGCCCAAAAUGUCUUCGAUAGUGUCGCCAGCGCUGCCGGGUGUGGCGCUUCUGCUGACAAACUUGCCUGUCUGCGGUCCGUCGACUACGGCACGCUGCUCAAUGCCCAGCGUGCCGUCCCAAGCAUCAACAGUUAUCGCUCUCUCGACCUCAGCUACCUGCCCCGUCCAGACCCCAGCGAUAACUUCUUUCCUCGAUCGCCCGAACUCGCAGUAGCUGCCGGCCGGUUCGCCAAGGUGCCCAUCAUCAUUGGCGAUCAGGAAGACGAAGGCACUGUCUUCGCCCUCUCCACAGGCAACAUCACCACCAACGCCCAACUGAACGCAUAUUUGGCUUCCUACUUCCCUGGAAAUCCCAACGCCCUUUCUGAUGUCUCGGGUCUUACCGCCCUCUAUCCUAACCAGCCGUUGCUGGGCCAACCGGCCGGCUCGCCCUUUCGCACCGGCGCUGCUAACAACAUCUACCCCCAGUUUAAGCGUCUAGCCGCCCUCCUAGGGGACAUCGCCUUCACCCUGACCCGCCGCGUCUACCUCGCCCAGGUGGCCAGUCAAGUGCCCUCAUACAGCUAUCUUUCCACCUACCUAUAUGGCACUCCCGUUGUCGGCACCUUUCACGGAACUGAUGUGCUUGUGGCCUUUGGCAUUGUCGACGGCGGUGCUAGCACACCUGCACAGACCACGCAGACGUACUUUAUCAAUUUUAUCAACAACCUCGAUCCCAAUCUUCCUACGACCCCAGCGCCAUUGAUCAACUGGCCCAGAUGGUCGACGGCUUCGCCCAACCUGCUGAACUUUGGGCUCUUCGGCAAUAAUAUCCUUGCCGAUGACUUUAGGCAGAAUGCUUUCAACUACCUUAGGGCAAGGCCCUCGAGCUUCCGCAUAUGAUGAGCCGAAAGGGGUGUUCUGCAGUAUCAGUGGUGAUGACAUGUUAGGAUAAUCUUAUUUCCCUUGCGUUUUUACCCUGGUUGCUACACGUCUUCGACAAGGUAUCUUCUCCAUCAUCCGCGGGAGUCUACAACGCUCCUUGAGAGUCUGUUAUAUUACUGUUCGACAUACAUCUCCCAGGCAAUUAAAAUUAAUAAUAGAG
Pseudomassariella vexata is the source of this 1930-nucleotide messenger RNA. RefSeq names its product Alpha/Beta hydrolase protein. The transcript is spliced from 2 exons. NCBI's taxonomy places the organism in Eukaryota, Fungi, Ascomycota, Sordariomycetes, Amphisphaeriales, Pseudomassariaceae. The record is from RefSeq and is a predicted model, not a curated record. The coding region runs from base 1 to 1728 and encodes 575 amino acids.